GAAAUCAAACUUAUCAAUAAGUCAUUAUUAAGUCUAGAGGCCUAGCACUGCAAUUUUUGUUAUUUCAAAACAAACUUUUAAAAGGAGAGUGGAGGGCCAGAAGACUGCAGAGCAGCUAAUGUGACAGUAUUCUUGACAAAGACUUGCUUUGUUUUUUCUCUAGUGAAUGAGCUGGAAAAAAAAUAAAACUAAUGCAAAUGCCCUAGUUUUGAAAAAAAAAAAAAACAAUAUUAUUGAAAGAGAUUUAAUGUUUGCAAUCAGCAGAACACAGAGCAAAGGGGAUACAGACCUUUAUCCUCAUAUUGCAAAAGUGAGGAUACAAUUGCUCUAAGCUCACCUUGCAGUCUAGAAUACAGGCCAGAACAGAGACUGUAUCUUUUGAAUGCCUACCCAAGGCACUGCAGUCUCCAUCCGCUGGACAUAGGCCCCAUCCUCACAGGGUCUCAAUAUCUGCAAUGAAAAUGAAAAGCAUUUAUUUUGUUGCUGGGCUCCUUUUAAUGAUAGUUCAAGGCAGCUGGCAAAAUCCUCUUCAGGAUACAGAGGAGAAAUCAAGAUCACUCAAAGCUUCCCAGUCUGAACCAUUAGAUGAAUCGAGACAGCCGAAUGAAGUGAAACGUCACUCACAAGGCACAUUCACCAGUGAUUACAGCAAGUACUUGGACACUAGACGAGCUCAGGACUUUGUGCAAUGGUUAAUGAGCACUAAAAGAAAUGGGCAACAAGGACAGGAGGCCAAAGAAAAUGACAAAUUCCCGGACCAACUCUCAAGCAAUGCAAUCUCCAAGCGUCAUGCUGAAUACGAGAGACAUGCUGAAGGCACCUAUACCAGUGAUAUCACCUCUUAUUUGGAAGGUCAAGCUGCCAAAGAGUUCAUUGCUUGGUUAGUGAAUGGACGAGGAAGAAGAGAUUUCCCAGAAAAAGCUCUUGUGGCUGAAGAAAUGGGCCGAAGACAUGCAGACGGCACUUUCACAAGUGAUAUCAACAAAGUCCUUGAUGACAUGGCUGCCAAAGAAUUCCUAAAAUGGCUGAUUAAUGCAAAAGUUACCCAAAGGGACCUUUUGGGAGAAUACCAGUAAAAACGCAGAAUAAAAAUGGGACAAAUGAAGAUCUUCAUUGCAUCAACUGCCAGUUAUUAGGAGAUUCUGAAAUCUGUAUUCUGUCAUUUGCAUUUGGUGUAACAAAACUAUGUCACCUUGCAUGCCAGGAAAUAAUUGUACUAUAGUUUAGUGUUGCCAAAGGUUUAUAUAUGGAAAACCUACUGUCUAAGGAAUGAGUAUCUUAACAACUUUAAAUGAAAGUUCCAUAUCUUUGUAUUUUCCAUUUAUUAGGACUGAAGUAACUCCAUUUAUAUUUAAUGAUAAAAUUAUUUUUCUAAAAAGUGGACUUCUACACACAAAGGAUUCAAUCAUAAACUGUAUGUGUUAUUUGUAAGGGGCUGGCAGUUACAAAUGCCUGAGAAGUGAAUAUCCCUCUUAAAACCUUUGUUAUAAAAAGGCUAAGCUUUAAGGAUAUUAAAUGAUAGCCUUAAAUAAAUUUUUUCAAGCUUC
Messenger RNA from Pezoporus occidentalis (night parrot), 1547 nucleotides. RefSeq names its product glucagon (gene GCG). Gene Ontology annotation, cellular component: extracellular region. The transcript is spliced from 7 exons. Bases 456 to 1076 code for a protein of 206 amino acids. The record is from RefSeq and is a predicted model, not a curated record. Gene Ontology annotation, biological process: positive regulation of insulin secretion involved in cellular response to glucose stimulus; negative regulation of apoptotic process; adenylate cyclase-modulating G protein-coupled receptor signaling pathway. Lineage: Eukaryota; Metazoa; Chordata; Aves; Psittaciformes; Psittacidae. Gene Ontology annotation, molecular function: hormone activity; glucagon receptor binding.